CAUGGCGUCUUGGAAAGUUGCUCUGUAUAGUUCUGUUAUAGUCGCUGUGGUAAUUGUGCUCCUCAUUCUCAACUUUGACUACCUACCCAAAAGAAAACGAGCAGAAGAUUUCCUUCUAUCGAGGAGUAGUCAAAUUGGUCUUGAAUUGUCAACAAUUUUCCCGACUACUUCUGAAAACCCAAAGGAAGACGAGGAGUUGACAUURAAAGAUUUUGAGACAAAAACGUGGAAUUGUAAAUCAAUGAAUACAUCAUUUGAGCAUGUGAGAGUAAAUAAAAGCCACUCUAUUUGCUACAAUGAAAAGAAAGAUCCACUGAUGUGCUUUACAGAUCCAGUCCACUGCAAACAAAAGUUGACAAAUUAUGACACAAGACCUGUGCACUGGCCCAAAUAUGGAGAGUAUACCUACCUACCCAAGUCUAAAUGGAAAUAUGUUCUUGUGCAUGGUGGGGUUCUGUUCUUGUAUCAUCCAUGUGCAUCCAAUGAGCUAGUGAAGAAGAUCAAGCAUAUUGCAGGAAGUUGUUUGCAUAGACAUGUCAUUACACCCUAUGAAAACCUAGAUCCAGCACAGGAUUUUGCAGUAGUAGCAUGGGGCUGCUUAUAUUCAGCCAAGUAUUUCAAUUCAACUGUGCUUCGUCAGUGGAUCCGUAGCAAUGCUAUGAAGGCUCCAGCAGUACAUGUGGUAAGAACUGGUGGUUCUGGUGAAGGUCUUGUUGAUCCUGCAAGAAUUGUCUCAGAUAGACAUGAAUCAGAGCUCUGUCCCUCUGAGAAGUCAAUGUAUGAACACUCAAUGAAAGACACAAAUGAAGUCAUGAAAAAGCAGGAUGACAGUCCUCAUGAUGAACAGACUCAGAAAAUUGAAGAGCAUGUGUCAAUCAAAGCAUCAGAACGCAUAGUGAUUGUGAGAGGACAAGAUGGCAAGCUUCGUGAACGCCAYAAAUUUGACAGUGUAAAUGCUGCAUGGGCACUUGGCAGCCUUGUGUUCCUGGCUGCGAUACUSGUCAGUGUCAUGUUGUAUGUGAAACCAUGGCGACAGAGAGAUUAUUACUGGUGGAGAACUGAAGACUUAACAUAUGAUAGCAACUCAAAAUUUAGUUUAUUAAAAAGUAAGAAGUUGUUAGGAAGAUGGCGGAAACCCAAAAGAUCAUCCAGCUCAGCACAUGCUAAAUUAUUAGGCGCCAUACCUGAAGAAUCAGAUGAUGAUUUAUAACAUUUUUAAAUUUAUUUAUGCAAUUUAUUAUAAUAGCUAUACAUUUUAUGUACAUACAUCUACAAUGCAAGUAGACAGGAUUGUCAUUAAUUUGGUUUGGGACAUACUGUACUAUGUUAUAUACAUCAAGUGUUAUAUGAUUGUAGCCUCUUUGACGGGCAACUGUCUGUUUUUGAUCUCUCUUCCUUUACUUUGGGUUUCCUGUGUUGCGAGUCCAUGUGAGCAAGAAUACUCAUGGCAGCCAAUGAUUAUAUUAUUGGAAAUUUCACUCACAUGAUAUUGGCUAUUUUCUCUCACUUUAGUUGCACAUCCAUGCGUAACUUUUUAUUGCCUUGCCAUCACUUACCGGUACAUUAUUAGUGGUAGAUGCAGUAUUUUUCAAAACAGGGUCCAGAUUUCUUUGAUUUUAUGAGUACUAAAUAUUGUGUCACUUAAGUUAAAACAUUAAAAAAUAAUGGAUGCAGCCAACCCUGUAGCUCUGCUUCUUUAUCCACUGAUUAUGUCAGUCUGACAACUAGUCUCCUUCGCAACCUCGCCUUAUGUAGGGCUUCCUGUCCCUCCCAAAAGAAGGUUGCGAAGGAGACUAGUCUGACAACAAAAUGUUUUUUUAAAUAAUUUUUAACUUGAAUAGAGCAAGGAUAGAACCAAUGAAAUAAAAUGUAAUAAUAGACUGGAAAUUUAAUUUCCAGUAAAUAUCAACUAGGAGUAUUGGUCCAAUGCUAUUUUGAUACCACUUUAUUACCCUCAGGACCACUCACAUUGUCUAUAUAAUAGACUAAAAAGUAAAAUGUAAUACCUACCUAUAGUUUAAGAGUGGUUUCCAAAUAAACCAGUGAAAUACACUGUGAACUUUGUGUUUA
Messenger RNA from Exaiptasia diaphana, 2070 nucleotides. RefSeq lists its product as uncharacterized. NCBI's taxonomy places the organism in Eukaryota, Metazoa, Cnidaria, Anthozoa, Actiniaria, Aiptasiidae. The coding region runs from base 2 to 1210 and encodes 402 amino acids. The record is from RefSeq and is a predicted model, not a curated record. Gene Ontology annotation, cellular component: cytoplasm. The transcript has 8 exons.